GUACUCGAGCUAACAUCGUACCGAUCGUGUGUCUUUUGACGACUACUCCUUUUAUUUUAAAUAAAUUUAUAAAAAUCUAUCAUUUUACCUAAAAAUAAAUAAAAAUGAUAAGGAUUAGAGGUUUACGUGAAAAAGUGGUUAUUUGAGUAUCAGUAUCAGUAUAUGAAGACUAAUAAAAAUUUUAAAAUACAAAUCAAUUGGAUAUAAAGCAAAUGUUUAAAUAAUUAAUCCCAAGAAUUUAAAAAAAAUUAUUAUUACUGAAGUAAUUCGAAAAAUUUAAAAACAGCUCUCACAGGCUAUAUACUUAUACAUAUAAACAUACAUAUUCUUAUAUUAUUUAUAAACUCACACCGUAUUCUUCCAUUGGUACGUUCGUUAUCGCGCCAAGUAGUCGGCACACUUGGGAGUCGACUUUCUCCUCGUGUCGUCGUCGCGACAAGCUGGAUAGGAUAACUUCCAACCAAUUUGUUCGUUUUUUUUUUAUUGACCAGUUCAAUGGUCAAUGUACAUACCAUUGUUUUUAAAAUUUUAAAAUUCAACCUGAGUGGAUAAAUUUGAACUGAAUUAAAUGACAAAUAUUUAAAUAUCUUGAGUUGCAACGAAGAAGAAAUAAAGUAACCAACGACAUCAAUGAGAAAAAACGGAUGAGGUAACUGUACUUGCAACGUGUGAAUACCCAAACAUAUAUACAAAUAUAUAAACCGGAGGAAGAAAUAUAUAAUUUAUAAAAUAUAUAUAUUGAUAACAAACAACCAUGAGGAUUAAUCGAGGAAUUUGUGGCAAACUCCAGGGCGGAUUUCUCAGACGAUGGUGGACCGCAGUUGCAGCAGGCGUAUUGCUGAUAAUAUUUGCAGCUGUUUUGGCAGCACUAUUUCCGAAUAUUAUGGAAAUAUUGAUAAAUCGAGAAGUAUCUAUACGAGAAGGUGGUCGUGCGUAUGGAUGGUGGAAAGAACCUCCAGUGGUACCUCAUAUGAAUAUUUAUAUUUACAACGUCACAAAUGCUGAUGAAUUUCUUAACAAUGGGGACAAACCGAUUCUUCAAGAGCUUGGUCCAUAUGUAUAUGUACAAAAAUGGGAUAAAACUAACAUUAAAUUCAACGACAACGGUACUGUCAGUUACAAUGUCAGAAAACGUUUUGUAUUUUCAGAGGAAUUAUCAAGCGGUACGGAGGAUGAUUUGGUGGUCGUACCAAACGUCCCAAUGCUAUCAGCAACCAGUCAGUCACGUCACGCAGCUCGUUUUCUACGGCUUGCCAUGGCCUCAAUAAUGGACAUCCUCAAGAUAAAACCAUUUGUCGAGGUCUCGGUCGGUCAAUUACUCUGGGGUUAUGAGGAUCCAUUACUAAAACUCGCCAAGGACGUGGUACCAAAGGAACAAAAGUUACCGUACGAUCAGUUUGGAUUAUUGUAUGGAAAAAAUGGCACUCAUCCAGAUCAGUACACAAUUUUCACGGGUGCCUCGGACAUCACCAAGUACGGCAUGAUGGACCGAUGGAAUGGUAAAGAUGGUUUCAAACACUGGACCACCGAUGAAUGUGACAAUGUAUUGGGCGGGGAUGGCAGUAUUUUCCCACCACACAUCAACAAGAACACAAAGCUCAAGGUCUUUGACAAAGAUCUUUGUAGGACUCUUCCUCUUGUCUUCAAGGAGGAAGUAAUGGCUGAAGGUGACGUUCCCGGAUUUAGAUUUGUGCCGCCAAAAGAUGUGUUUGCAGCAGCUGAUCGCAUCACAUCCCAGCAGUGUUACUGUCCAGCUGGACCACCUUGCGCACCAGAGGGUACUUUUAAUGUAUCACGUUGUCAAUAUGAUUCACCAGUUUUGCUCAGUUUCCCUCACUUUUAUUUAGCCGAUCCCACACUACGGGAAGCCGUAAUUGGAAUAUCACCACCGGAUGAGGAAAAACAUCAAUUCUUCAUUGACGUUCAACCGUUGAUGGGAACGACACUGAGAGCUCGUGCUAGAAUUCAAAUAAAUCUUGCUGUUAGUCAAGUCCGUGAUAUAAAACAAGUUGCAUCUUUUCCAGAUAUUAUCUUCCCAAUAAUGUGGUUUGAAGACGGUGUAGACGGGUUACCGAGUCAUGUAACGUCACUGUUGAAGAUGGCUGUCGAAGUGCCUCCGAUAGCACGUGCAGCUCUUUCGGGUGCUAUUGCUGCAGUGGGUGCCAUUGUUCUUCUCGGUGCGCUAUUGUGUCUUGCCAGAGCGGCAAAACAUCAAGAGAAGCUUCAUCUGAGCACUCCUCUACCUCCAGGUGCAUCUAAACAAGGAAAUAUUAAUCCCGGUUUUCAAGGUUCCAUGAAGUAAAGUGUGAAUCAGAUAUAACAUGACUCAAGUUAACGGGGGUUAUCAGAUAUUUUCGGCUGAGUUUUUUUCGGAAACAAAAUCUCUAAAUACAAAACACAGAUCGCACAUUGAUGCACUACUGUCUAAUCUAGCGAAGUGCGCUUAAAUUGUUUGACAAUAUUCGUUUGUUUAAGAGAAAAACUCGGCCAAAGUUUCCAUUUACUGCACAAGUGCAACAAAGAUAGUUCCGUUCGUGGACUUGAGUGUAAUAGAUAGAGAAGUACGAACCCCUGUUAAGAGAUAAUGUCAAUUUUUUAAAAAAAUUUUAUUAUUCUAGACUAUUAUUUUUUCUUUUUUUUAAAUUUAAAUUUUUAAUUUUUAAUUUAAUUAAUUGUGUGUUGGACAAUUGAACAAUAACUAGAUUUAUCAUAGUAUAUUUUAAAACUGUAAUAUGCCGUCGAAAAUUGUCAUGUUCUAUGACUAUCACGCAAUUGUUGCGAAAAUAACGAUUGUAUAAUUAUCGUGGGAAAGCUAAAGGUUACAGAAUAGAGUCUUAUGUCUAUGUCUUGUAUUUUAUUCAGAGGGAAGGUGAAAGCAAGAGAAAGGGACUGAUGCUCAAUGGUUUUUUGUGAUUAAUUAUUAAUCCACAAAAAAUAUACAAUAAACUAAAUUAUAAAUAACUAUUUUUAUCUCUAUUUCUUGCGAUUUUCACCUUCUGAAUACAAAAGCUCUCUUUCUCUCAAACCAAGGCGGGUUUUUUUAAAAAUUAUUACAAUUAUUUUAAAUUGAAGAUUCAUGUAAUCUCACUCGUUAUUUGCUACGACCAAUCGCUCAUUUUUUUAUUAGUGGGUCGAGGCCGAGAGAUAACCGGAUCUUUGUAGAAAAUAAAUUUUGACAAUUUAAUAUUUUUAUCUGUAUAUUAUGACGUUUUGAUUAUUCAUGUCUCGUUCGCGAGAAUCCGACCAAUAUGCGAACAUAAAUUUUCUUUUUUUUUAUAUAUAUAGAUGUGUAUUUUUUGUGAUAUGAAUUAUAAAUCGAAUUUUAAUUGGUCGACCACACAAAAUAAUUUAAUUUAAAAUUUUUAAGUGUUGAAAAAAACUGUAAUCUGAUUUUUUUUAAAAAAUCUGUUUCAAAAAAAAAUUAUGAUCGUUACUAUUUUAAUAUCACAGUGCAUGGAAAAUAUUAUAGUUAGUAUUAUUUAAGUUGAUAAUAUAAGUGAAGAGACAAUAAUUUAAAAUUUUAAAUUUAUUGUCACUGCGAAAAAAAAAAUUUGAAAAUUUCUUUCUAAUUGCAUUCCGUCCAAUUAAUUAUGUAUUUAUAUUAUAAUGUUUAAUUAUAUUUAAUGUUUAAUUAUGUUUAAUUAUUAAUUAUUAUUCGUUGUAUAUGUUAUAAAUAUUAGGAAAAAAAAUACUAGAUUAUUUGUUAGGUGAAAAUAAUUUUGUACAAAUAAAUCAAAAGAUACCAAAAUCAAAUGUCAUAUAUAAUUAAUCAAAUUUCCUACAUAGUACUGCUUAAUAUUCAUGUAAAAUGUAAUAAUUAAUAGACUGAUUUUCAUACUACGACUACUUAUUUUUAUCAACUUUUCAAUGGCAAUAGGUCAACACGUGAGAGGAAGUUUAUCUAUUCAUCCAAAGAUUAAAUUACAGAAAUAUUUUUAACGGAAAAUACUAGAAAUGCUGAGGCUGAGAACAUAAUUUUUAAAAAGUUAUUGCCUGAUAAAAAAAAUUAAUUGAUUAAAAUUUUGAGAAACUGGUUCUCGAGAUAAGGAAUAUAAAUUACAACUAAUUUAUGUUUUUAUUAUUUACAUUAGCGGAAAGUCAUGUCCAGUGAGGGUUAUCAGACAUCAAUGAGAGCUCAUGUAUGAUAAAUUAUUGACAUAAAUGCCUAUGAUUAAAAAUAAAAAAAAUCAGUGAUCAUAAUUUUCAUUAAUACAUAGUGUGGCAUUUGAAUAUAAUCGUUAAUUACAUAACAAUAAUCGACACAUAUAAAAAUAUAUAUAUUAAAAACUUUAUUAAAUUUCACAAUAUUUCAUAAAACUAAUUUAUUAUAGUUCUAUUUAAGCAACACAUCUAUUUAUAACAACAACAACAAAAAUACUCAUUAAAGAUAUAAACUAUAUAACUAAAUAAUCAAUGAAUAUAUUAUCGGAAACAUAAAUUAAAUAAUAGACAACGAAAUGGUAUACUAAUAUUAACAGUCUUAUUACUGAUUAUUUAUUUAUAUUUAUAUAUUCCCAUACUAAACUAAACAAAUAAAUUUAUAAUCUAGAUAAUAAAUUCUAAGAGGAAUUUUAUAUAUGAUAAUUCUUAAUAAAUCUAUUGAUGGAAAACGAGGCUACCCCUCAGAAAUGACAUCUCGGACAAAAAUAUCUCCAUGAGCAAGACAUGGAUGUAAUUAAUAUUUAUAUGAAGAUAUUUUUGCUUAUUUAUUUUUAAUAAGAUCCAAAGAGGGGCCACCGGAAAUAAAACGAUACUUCACAAAAAAAAAAGAAUUUUUUAUUGUAAAAUAUUUU
Messenger RNA from Microplitis mediator, 4793 nucleotides. It is a transcript of the gene emp, whose product is annotated as scavenger receptor class B member 1. The transcript is spliced from 6 exons. Gene Ontology annotation, cellular component: membrane; cytoplasm. Lineage: Eukaryota; Metazoa; Arthropoda; Insecta; Hymenoptera; Braconidae. The record is from RefSeq and is a predicted model, not a curated record. Gene Ontology annotation, molecular function: scavenger receptor activity. The coding region runs from base 755 to 2302 and encodes 515 amino acids.